AUAGAUAGAUAGAUAGAUAGAUAGAUAGAUAGAUAGAUAGAUAGAUAGAUAGAUAGAUAGAUAGAUAGAUAGAUAGAUAGAUAGAUAGAUUGAUUGAUUGAUUGAUUGAUUUCUGCUAUUCCAAACAAUUAUGUAGUUUGGGUUGUAAAGUUGUGCUAUGAUAAAUUUGAAUGAAAUCAGGGUUUCCAAGGUUUCUCUCAUCAUUUAUUUUUUUUAUGAAAGUUCCAUACAAAUUUAAUCGAGAAGAGAACCACUUUCACACUGAGCUUAAUUCUGUCUGAAUUCUUCAGGUCGCUCUUUCUGAAAACAGAUUGAAUGCAGCUUCAAGUACAUUUACAGAGGCUCGGCUCUUAGGCACAUCACGGCCAAAGCGCCGGUUGUAGAAGCUGAGCAUCUGCAAUCAUUUCAAACCAAUUACACAAACAAACAACAAGUGAAAGUAUUUAUGAGUAUGACAUGGUAAUGUUUAAAAUCCUUUAAAUUAAAAAUAUAAAUUUUCUUCCCGCACCAGCUGCAAUUCAGUUUUUCUCCUCUUCCUUUGUGAACUGAAAUAUCUGUGUGAACAAAAUAUUUAUCCUUAGAUAUCAGAAACUGUAUUUUUUUUUCUUUCUUCAACUGUUUGCAUUCAUUAUGUGUGUCUAUCUUGUAUUACAAACCGUACAUCCUAGCAAGUGAUUAAUGUGUGAUUUAAAAUCAGCAUAUUUCAAUCAUUAGUGAGCACAUUGCUCCUGCUCUUAACUCCUGCACCUACCGAUUUUGGGGAUUUGUCAUGAGUAAUAAAAGUGUCAGAAGAAUACUUGGUCAGGGUUUUAGGUAGUUCUCAUGCUAAAGGGUCAUGAACAAGCCACAGCUUGAGCCAUGAUUAUAUAAAUACUUAAAUAAAGGGGACAUUUUAAAUCUAAACUCUACUCCUAUAAACCCACAAUUCACUAUGAGACACUCGAUACUUAACAAUGGCAUUCAGAAUCACAAGAUCUGUCUAUUUAAAUGGAUCCAGGAUGCUAUUUAAUGUCAUUAUGAUAUGAAAGAUUUGACAGAUGAAAUAAUGUUGUUAUUAAUACUUGAUGUACAUGUUAUAAUAACAUGCUUUGUUCAAAUUAUGUUCUAAUAGAGAAUUUGCAGAGGUGCAGUAUUACCCUACAGCACCAGGUUCCAGGUAAUAUGGAUCACUCUAAGACUGACCACUUCAGUGGAUCUCCACAAUUCAAAAAGUGUGAAACACAGAUUAAUAGAUCAGACUCAUCAGUACCCAGCUUUGUGUCUCUAAAAAGCGAUAAAUCUAUGACUUUAGAAAUAACAUUUAAGGAGAAGAGAGAAUCUACACCAGGAGAUGGUGUCUUGAUGCAAGCAAGAGAGAAAACAAAUAGGAAGAAUAUAAUUACAGAUGCAGGGUGUAUUUCUGUAACCACUGAAUCUUAUCUUCAUGGAGCAUGCAAAACAAAUCUGAUAAUGAAGUUGCAGCAUAUGAAUGAGGUAAUUACAGAACACGGAAACCCCGCACUUUUCAAUGAGAUCUACACCGAGCUUUGCAUCACUGAAGGAGAAAGUGAAAAAGUCAAUAGAGAACAUGAGGUGAGACAGAUCGAGGAAGCAUUCAGAAGAACAGCAAGAGAGGAAAGACCUAUUAAUUGCAAUGACAUUUUUAAGCCCUUAUCUGAAAAAGGCAAAUCCAUCAGGAGUGUUCUGACAAAGGGAGUUGCAGGAAUUGGGAAAACGAUCUCUGUGCAGAAAUUCAUUCUUGACUGGGCCGAAGGAAAAACAAAUCAGGAUGUUAAUUUCAUAUUUCCAUUUCCCUUCCGAGAACUCAAUUUGAUGAAGGAUCAAAAACUGUGUCUGAUGGAGCUUCUUCAUUUCUUUUUUCAAGAAAAUCAAGAAACAAACAUUUCCAGCUUGGGCAAAAUACUCUUUAUCUUUGAUGGUUUGGAUGAGUGUUGUUUCCCUAUGGAUUUCCAGAACACAGUACAAAUUUGUGAUGUAAAUGAAUCAGCAUCAGUGCAUGUGCUGCUGAUAAACCUGAUCAAAGGGAACCUGCUUCCCUCUGCUCUCAUCUGGAUCACUUCACGUCCAGCAGCAGCUGAUCAAAUCCCUUCUGAUUGUGUUGAUCGGAUCACAGUGGUACAAGGAUUUAAUGACCCAGAGAAGGAGGAAUAUUUUAAGAAAAGAAUCAGUGAUCUGAGCCUGAGCAACAGAAUCAUCGCACAUCUAAAGUCAUUAAAAAGCCUUUACAUCAUGUGCCACAUCCCAGUCUUCUGCUGGAUUUUAGCCACUGUUCUAGAGAGAAUGUUGGUUAAGGCAGAGUGUGGAGAGAUCCCUAAGACACUGACUCAAAUGUACACACACUUUCUCAUCAUUCAGACAAACAUCAUAAAGAAAAAGUACAAAAUGAGCAGUGAAGCAGAUAUGGUUCUGAAGCUGAGUAAACUGGCAUUUAAGCAGUUGAUUAAAGGCAACAUGAUCUUCUAUGAAAAAGAUCUGAUGGAGUCUGGCAUUGAUGUAAAAGAAGCAUCACUGUAUUCAGGUGUGUGUACACAGAUCUUUAGAGAGGAGUUUGGACUUCACCAAUGUAGAGCAUAUUGCUUUGUACAUCUGAGCAUUCAGGAGCAUCUUGCAGCUCUGUAUGUGCACCUGACAUUCAUGAAUGAAAAGAGAAAUAUUCUUCAGGGUCUGUUGUCUAAAAUGUUGACGCUGCUAAAACAAGUCAGAAUCUCAGAUGUACACAAGUGUGCUGUAGAUCAGGCUUUACAGAGUAAAAAUGGAAGUCUGGAUCUUUUCCUACGAUUCCUUCUGGGUUUCUCUGUGGAGUCCAAUCAGAGCCUCUUACAAACCAUUCUGAGACAAACAGGAAGUAGUUCCCACAGUACGCAGGAAACAGUUCAUUACAUCAAGAAGAAGAUCAGAGAAAAUCCCCUAACAGAGAAAUCAAUUAAUCUUUUCCACUGUCUGCAUGAGCUGGAUGAUGAUUCUCUAGUUAAGGAAGUCCAACACCACCUACAAUCUGGACAAUUUCAACAAAGGGAACUUUCUCCUUCGCAGUGGUCAGCUGUGGUUUUUGUGUUACUGACAUCAAUUCAGGAAAAUGAUUUUGUUCUUAAUAAAUAUACCAAUAAACAUUGUACAUCGGAUGAAGUUCUUCUGAAGCUUCUGCCUGUGGUUUCAGCAUCCAGACGAGCUGAAUUUAUUCAUUGUGAUCUAAAUGAGAGAAGUUAUGCUCUUUUGGCCUCAGUGCUUAGCUCUGAAUCCACCAGUUUGAGAGAACUGGAUAUGUCUAGGAAUGUGGUCAGAGAUUCCAAAGUGAAGUGUCUCUCUGCAGGACUGGGAAAUCCUCACUGUAAACUGGAGACAUUGAGGUUGUGUGCUUGUGCUAUCUCAUUUGAAGGCUGUGCUGCUCUCUCUUCAGCUCUGAGAUCCAACCCUUCAUAUCUAAAAGUCCUGGAUCUCUCUGAAAAUAAACUCAGAGACACAGGACUGAAAUGUUUCUGCACUGUGGUGAAAAGACCUGCUUGUAAACUGAAGACACUGAGGUUGCGUGAUUGUGGUAUUUCAGAUGAUGGAUGUGCUGAUUUGACUUUAGCACUGAUAUCAAACCCCUUACACCUCAGAGAACUGGACCUGACUGGAAAUAAAUUUAAAGACUCUGGAUUAAAAUGGCUCUUUGCUGUACUGAAGAAACCUGACUGUAAACUGGAAACUUUGAGUUUGUGCGGUUGUGGCAUAUCGGAUGAAGGCUGUGCUGCUCUGGCAUCAGCUCUAAGAUCCAAUCCCUCUCACCUGAAAGAGCUGGAUGUAUCUUGGAAUAAACUCAAAGACUCUGGAAUGGAGUAUCUCUCUUCUGUACUGUGGAAUCCUCAUUGUAAGCUGGAAACCCUGAAGUUGCGCAAUUGUGCUAUCUCAGAUGAAGGCAUUGCUGUUCUGACUUCAGUUCUGAGCUCAAACCACUCAUGUCUGAGAGAACUUGAUCUGUCAAGAAAUCAACUGAGAGACGCAGGAGUAAAGUGUCUCGCUGUGGGACUGAAGAAUCCUCAUUGCAAACUGGAGACACUGAGGUUGUGUGAUUGCCAUAUCUCAGAUGAAGGGUGUGCAGCUCUGACAUCAGCUCUGAAAUCAAAAACUUCACAUCUGAGAGAACUGGAUCUGACUGGAAAUGACCUCAGAGACUCAAAAUAUAAGCUGCUUUUCAAUCUUAAACUAAAAGAUUUAAGUUCAGUUUUUGGCUGUGAAGAAUUUUCAGCUGAUGAAGACUGCAGAGAAGAUUAAAGGCUCUUCUCUGCUCUGGCACUAAAAUGGUAGAACGAACUUUCCCUAGAUGUCUGAACAGCGAAGUCCCUGGCUAUCGUUAAGUGACGGUUGAAGACCUACCUCUUCCUGAAUUACUUAACCCUCUGGAGUCUGAGGUGUUUUUGGCUUCUUGAGAGAUUUUGACAUGCUCUUACAUUUGGUUCUUUUUAGUUGCUUUUAAAAUAUAUUA
This is a messenger RNA of Silurus meridionalis, 4465 nucleotides long. RefSeq names its product NACHT, LRR and PYD domains-containing protein 12-like. Gene Ontology annotation, molecular function: protein binding. The record is from RefSeq and is a predicted model, not a curated record. The coding region runs from base 1084 to 4254 and encodes 1056 amino acids. Lineage: Eukaryota; Metazoa; Chordata; Actinopteri; Siluriformes; Siluridae. The transcript is spliced from 12 exons.